AUGUCGCUGAACAAGGUCUGGGAUUCUGCCGGUGGAACGCCCUUUUAUCCUCUUGUGUCGAAGGAUAGUCACUUCGUCGUUGCUCUCACCCUCCUAUUGACCACUGCUGUCCUUGCUGUUCUCUUCGGUAUCAAUCGAUCCCUUGUCAGUGUGCCAUUGUUUGGUGUGCCGGCUUCGUUGGCAUUUGGGUUUGGAGCUGUUUUCAUGAUAUGUGCAGUAGGAGUCUACGUUUAA
This is a messenger RNA of Paracoccidioides brasiliensis Pb18, 234 nucleotides long. RefSeq lists its product as uncharacterized. The record is from RefSeq and is a predicted model, not a curated record. The coding region runs from base 1 to 234 and encodes 77 amino acids. Gene Ontology annotation, biological process: protein N-linked glycosylation. The transcript has 4 exons.